Messenger RNA from Racocetra persica, 147 nucleotides. The record is from the annotation of a GenBank genome assembly. Lineage: Eukaryota; Fungi; Glomeromycota; Glomeromycetes; Diversisporales; Gigasporaceae.
AAAUGAAAAUACUAGAAAUAAUUGUGAAUAUGACAAUAAUUCUCAGUGAAAUAACUACCAGGAAAACUGUUGACCUUCUUCAUGAAUCUGAACAUAUUGCUAAUGAUAAAUAUAGAAAGCGGACAUAUUUGUGGGUAGAAAAAUAUA